UAGUGGUAGCGGUGGCGGGUGGCGCGCUGGUGCGCGGGCGCGGCGGAUGGUGGCGGGAUGAGCGGCGGCGCGCUGGCGCUGACCGCCCUGUCCGGGCCGCCGCUGUCCGCCGCCGAGGCGCUCUCCUCGCUGCUAUGGCAGCCGUACGAGUGCCGCUCGCCGCCCCUCGCGCGCUCCCGCACCGACGGAGCCCUAGCCGAGAGAGGGGGCGCUCAGUCGCCGAGCGGCGGUCGUCAUGCGCGCGCGCCACGCUCAAUACCCCGCCACGAGAUGCGGCUGCCCGUUCCGGCCGAGGCGGUCUCGGUGCGAGUCCCGGCCGAAGAUGUCGUGUCAAGUGUGAUAGUGCAAGUGCAGGAUGCGCCUGUCAGUUGUAAUGUAAACAGUGCGGUGCAGACCGAACGGGAGAGGAGUGUCGCUAGCGCGGAGUGCCAGACUGAGGAGCCUGCGCGGCGGCGGCGCACGAGGCGGGCGCGGGCUCCCCGUGUGCCGGAGCUGCUGGAGAGCGUGCCUCCCCCCCCGUACAGCACGCUGCCCCCGCCGCAGCUGCCGCCACCCCCGGUGCACCCGCUGCCGCUGCCGGUGCCGGUGCCGCCGGCGCCGAUCAUCGCGCCGCAUCCUCCUGCGCAUAGGUUCCCCUUCCAGCCCAUCCCACUCAGAUCGGGCAGAGGCGCAGCGUACGCAUGUUCCGAAGGCGAAGGCAACGCUCCCAAGUCGUGCUGCGGCCGUCCCCCUCUCCGGCUAUGCGUUCUCUUUCUCGGCGUCGUCGGCGCGUGCUUGGUCGCCGCCGGCGCUGUACUCGGCGCGUUGAGGCCGCAUCCUAAAGCACCGCUCACAUUACUACUAUUAAUGAUAGGUAUAGGAGUCGUGCUAGUAACGGCAGCGGGGCUAGCAUGGCGGCUGGGCGCGCGCGACGCGCCGUGUGCGCUGCUCGGGCUGCGCCGCACCUCGUGCAGAAGGCUCGUGCCCAGGUUACCGCCGAGCUACGCUCGACCGCACCACCCGUACGCGGCCAUGCUGUAUCCAGAGUUCCAUUAUAGGCCGCCCCCGCCGACGUAUCAGGCGUCUAUGCAAGAGUAUAGACUCAGGUUGCUUCUCCUGGACAGAAGUGCGCCCGCGGUGUCGCCGCCCCCCACGUACAGAUCAAAUUCAGCUAGUCUAGUCAGAGGGUCCACUGGUGCCGCGUGGUGCGGCUCCGAGUACAGCGGGCCGCCCUCGUACCGCGCGCCCCGCGCCGACCCCCCCGUCACCACUGACGUCCUUCCCCUCUCCCCUCACGACCUCAAGUACGCCGAAGACGCCCUAGAACUACCCAAAACCGAGCAAGAGAAAGACCGCGACGAACAUCUGGUCACGAUAGUGCACACGGACGCGCAGCCGGUCAUCGUCACCGUGUCGGGAUCGACGGCUCUCAACGACACGCAUAUGUCGCACAUGCAACCGCCGACCGAAAUCGAUAUAUUGGCACAUUUAUAACGAACCACAUUGUUAGUACGUGUCGCGUGUGCUCCGAUGUGAAAAAGUGGACAUAAAGCGUAAAGUGAUUGUUGUACCUCCGUGUACAUUUUCUGUUUUGUAAUUUUAAGCAAAUCAGAGUCUAGACUACGUUUGAAAGCUUCGUCUAGUUUGAAAUAGUUUUGUAUUUUGAAAUAACAAUUAUUUAUUUCAUUUGAAUGCAUUUUGCGUUUGAAACGUAGUUGGGCCGACUAUAUUUAGAGUGUAAACGUUGCCAGACUUAUUUUGUGUUUGUUAUUUUAUCAAAGUUGGAGGAAAUUUUAUAAUAAUGAUAUAAACUAUGACUAUUAAACAGUAUGAUAAGCUAUCUGACAUAAUAGAUGUUUUUAAUAGCAUAGAACAAACAGUCCCCUCCACCGAUAAGUCUGCAUGUUUGCAUUCUACCUAUGUAUAAUGAUUUCACGUACCUUUAUGUAGAUAAGUUCUGUGUAAAUAUUUUAAAAGUACGACGAAUGUCCGUUUAGUUUAAUUAAGGUAAAUUUAUUACCUCAAGGAUCAUUUUUCUAUCUCAAGUCUAGGAACUACAUUCUGUCCUCCUAAGCUAAAAAGCGGUAUUUGCAUUAAAUUUUCAUUGAAGGUACGUCCUUUUAGCUUAGGAGGGUAGUAUAUUGCCUGCCUGGAGAUUGAAAAAUCAACCUUAAACCAUGUGCCGUGUAAAUAAAAUGAUAGAUACAAAUAAUUAGAGCUAAUUGUUCAAACAAAGAUCAAUUAAUUAUUUAAACCAAAUCCUUUGCUGUAAUGUACAAGAUUGAAUACGGUGUUAUUUUAUAAUCGUGCCAAUGGUUUUCCUACGUUUAUUGUAAAUAUGUAUUAACAAAUAAUUUAUGAUCCAGAUCUCGACUAACUUAGCCAAACGAGUAACAUAUUGUUUUUUAAUGUGAUUUAGGUAAUCUUAUCUUUUUCUACUAUUUUUGGCCCUUCCCGGUUGCAUGCUAAAAUCUGGCCUGCUACAAUAAGGCCUAUUUCUUAAUACUGUUUUCUUUAAUUAAGUCAUUUGGGACGACUCUACUCCUCUAGUAAGUCCACAUAAUUAUGUUCACUCCUUCAAUUUAAACAAUAAUAUCAAUCAUUUCAACAACACGAUGCUCUCAUAUCAUAUGAUGUUCCGUACACAAGGACGUGAUAUAAUCUAUCUACUAUAAAUAUCUAGUUUUUUUCAUAACUUGUAUAAACCUUGUAUAAAUAUUUUGAUUCAUUUGUUAUCGUUAUCUUUUGUAUUAAGCCCGCCUGAGCGCGGUAUUACCUACGUACUUUCUCUACUUAAUCGACGAAAGCAAUAUGUUACUUUAUUGGUUGCGACAAUGAGUUCGUUUUAAAAUAUGUAUCAUCCCAAACAUUAUGUAAUAUUUCUAUUUUAUUUGGUUUUUGAAGGCCUUUAUUUCUUUAAAUUUGAAAAAAAGACUCAAAAUUGCUACUAGAUACCAGUAAAGAUUUAUUUUAAGUAGGUAUUGACCUGUACCAUUAAUUUUAUUAUUUAAUCAAUCACUGUACCUACUGUUACUGUUAAAAAAUGUAACGUAAUAAAUAAAUAAUUAUUGUAUCGUUAGGAUGUUGUACAUAAAGUUAUUUGUAUUAUAAGAAAUAAAUAAAGAUCUUUAGUGAAUGAAA
Messenger RNA from Cydia fagiglandana, 3120 nucleotides. RefSeq lists its product as uncharacterized. The record is from RefSeq and is a predicted model, not a curated record. The transcript has 5 exons. Bases 58 to 1473 code for a protein of 471 amino acids. NCBI's taxonomy places the organism in Eukaryota, Metazoa, Arthropoda, Insecta, Lepidoptera, Tortricidae.